UAUUGGCUAAGAGCAGACAUGGAGGAGUUGAGCGCUGUGGGGGAACAGGUUUUUGACGCCGAGUGCAUCCUCAAUAAACGUCUGAGGAAGGGAAAGUUGGAGUAUCUUGUGAAGUGGCGAGGAUGGUCCUCCAAACACAACAGUUGGGAACCUCAGGAGAACCUCUUGGACCCGAGGCUAUUGGCUGCCUUCCACAAGAGGGAACAGGAAAAGGAAAUUCUAUUCCGCAAGAGAGGGAAAAGACCCAGAGGGAGACCACGGAAAAUUCCGGAAGCCAUUCCAGCAGCAACAAAGAUGAGCAGCUCCUCGUCCUCCUCAUCAUCGAUGUCCUCGUCUGGCUCCUCCUCGUCCUCCUCUUCCUCGUCCUCCUCCUCCUCCGAGGAAGAGGAGGAGGAAGGGGACGCGGAGCGGAAGGCCAAGCCGGGCCCCCGGCCGCGUGAGCUGCACCCCGUCCCGCAGAAGAAGGCCCAGAUCGUGGUGGCCAAGCAGGAGCCCGUGAGGAAGAAGAGGGGGAGGAAGGCCCUCCCGCCGGAGCUGAAGGCGCUCCGGCAGGCCAAGGGCCCCCGGAAGCUCCUGAAGCCGGCCCCCAAAGAGCCCCCGGCGGCGGAGCCCAAGGCGGGCGUGAAGAAGCCGCUCCAGCCGGCCAGCUUCACCUACACCGGGCUGGGCCGCAGCGCCGGGCGGGACGGGCUGGCGGCCCCCAGCAGGGGCUCCUUCUCCCUGGGGGGCGCCAUUCGGGGGUCUCUGGGCGCCCCUGGCUCCGGCCGGCCCGCGCAGGGCAGGGGGGCCCCGGAUUUUAAACUGUCCGUCUCCGACGUGGGCGGGGGCCUCGACCUCAAAAUGGCCGCCACCAAAUCCCCCGGCGUGGCGGCGCUCAAUCUGCACAAUGCCAAAGCGGCCCCCGGGGGCGGCGCCGCGCAGGGGCCGGCCCCACCCGGGGGCCCCGCCAACGGGGGCCAGAGGCGGCCGGAGCCCCAGGGACAGGGGGCCGCGGGGGGGAAGCCCACGGCGACGCCCCUCUCGCCGGGGAAAGGCUGCUCCAACCAGGCCCUCAGCCUCCAGGCGCUCAACCUCCAGAGCGUGCCCAAGCCCCCGGGAGGCCUGGGGGCCCCCGGCCCCCCCGCCGCCUCCCCCCCGGGGGGGUCCAGCCUGCGGAGCGCCUCUGCUCUGGGACGCAAGGGCGCCGCGGCGGCCCCUCGACAGGGCGCCCAGAAACCGGCGGCCCCCGGGGGCCCGCAGGCCCGGAAAGGCCCCUCGGGCGGGGAGCGGGGGCCCGAGGACGGGGAGCUGGGGGCCGGGGAGCGGCAGGGCAAGGGCCCGGGCGGGAGGGCGGAGAGGAACGGGGGCCAGAGCAACGGGGCCCCCCCCUCGGAGGGCCGGGAGAGGGAGAGGGAGAGGGCGGCCCCCAAGGACGGCGGGAAGCAGGGCAUGAGCGCGGGCGAGGAGGGCUCCAGCUCGGAUUCGGACCGCGACUCUCCCUCCCCGGCCGGCGGCCGCGGCGACCUCACGGCGCCCCCGCAGGACUGGAGGCCCCCGCGCAGCCUGAUCGAGCACGUCUUCGUCACGGACGUCACCGCCAACCUCGUCACCGUCACCGUGAAGGAGUCGCCCACCAGCGUGGGCUUCUUCAACGUCCGCCAUUACUGAGCGCGCGGGCGGUGUGGACCGGGCCGGACCGGGACGGGGGGGGGGGGAGAGAGCCCUUAACGGGGCAGAUAAGCUGGUUUUCAGGGUCAAGCCGAGUGGAGGGUUUGGGCAGCGGUGCUAUUUUCUCUACAGAGUCACUCUCUGGUCUGUACACUCCCCCCCUCAGACUCAUCUCAAAAGACUCCUCUUCCUCCUCCUCCUCUUCUUCUUUCUUUGUGUGCUUACGGAACAGAACGGAGCUGCAGAUUUUACUCUCUCAUGGGUUUUUUUGGGGGGUUUUUUUUAAUCGGGCGGCGCAGGGAUGGGUUUCGUGCGCAGCAGUGUUAGCGCAGGAGAAGGUGAAUCUCCCGCAGAACUGUCACUGCUGUUGUGAGGUCAGGUAGCUGAAGGCGGAAGGGACAGAUCGGCGCGAUUAUGCAGAUGGUUUAUCUGUCGUUCGUCCCGUAUUCAGUUUUCGCGUGGUUUAUCCCAAAGGCUUUUUGGCAAGUUUCCCAGAAUGACGUUACAGAUUUUCAGAUAGUAGCUCAGUUAGACGUCUGCUGAGAUCACGUCUCCGCGGUCCGGUUUCUUACGGUGCGCGGAGGGGAAAAUCUGAAACGCUGCAGGACCCCAAAGAAUAUCCCGGAAUAUUUUCUUUCAUUGGUGCACAGUAUUUAAAAAAAAAAAAAAAAAAAAAAAAAAAACUCCUCACAACUUUUGUAAGUAUCAGAACAAUAGCUCCAGCUGCAUAAUGUGAAAAACUGCUUUCUGUCUCAGUUACCGGAUGAAACCUAAAUUUGGUAUUAAUUUGGUAACGCUGAUCAUCUUUCAUCUUAAUUUAUUAAUUGGUUCGUCUGAAAAACGACACCAGUGCGGGUUACAGAAUUAUGCAUACAUCUGGAUUUCCACAUCUUCUGCCUGCUUACAGUAACACUGGUCAUAGCCAUACUAAAUAUGAGGGUUACAGUCAGUGCCUUAGGUAAAUUCUCAUCUUCAUGUUGCGUUUACUCGUUAGUGACAGUAUUCGCAGGCUGGCUCGUUGCGUUUUCCUCUGGUUUACACCUGAAGGCGCUCGAUGCUUUUACCCUGCGGACCGAGAGGCCUGUUUCUGUGGAAGAGCGCUCGGUUUCAGGAAACCAAGCUCGUGAUGUAAGUGAAACCAUUGUGAUUUUUCUGGUCUGCUUUUUUUUUUUUUUUCUCCAUUUUGGCCACAGCGUAUUUCAUGUGGUUAGCACAGCAGCUCAACUUUUCGUGGGGUCAACUUUUAAAUCUGCCUCCUGCCCAAGAUAAACCCAUGCCUUUAAUAUUGAAGAUGUUUCCAGUGUUUUGUGAAAUGAUUUUGUGCCAUUUUAUACAAUGUAUGAUUUUUACUAUGA
Molecule: messenger RNA, 3002 nt
Organism: Conger conger (European conger)
Lineage: Eukaryota; Metazoa; Chordata; Actinopteri; Anguilliformes; Congridae
Gene: cbx2
Product: chromobox homolog 2 (Drosophila Pc class)
Exons: 5
Coding region: 19-1647 (542 amino acids)
Biological process (GO): negative regulation of transcription by RNA polymerase II
Cellular component (GO): heterochromatin; PRC1 complex
Source: RefSeq, a predicted model, not a curated record